AGGCGAGGCUUCAGAAAAGAUUUGCGCGUGCGUGACACCAGCGAUUGACGGGAGUCUGAGCUCGGUGGCUUUUGAUGGACCAUCCCUAUGAAGAAACAGGGUUACAAUGGGACAAAGUACCUCAGAGCAAGAGGUCAAAGACGACACUCCAGAGGAAACACUCAAUAAUAUCAAGGCAAUCAUGGAAGAUCAGCUGCAGACGAGCAUGAUGGUGGGCAUAGUGAUUGUUGCAGUGUUGGCCAUGGUCCUCAUCGCCAUCCUCAUCUUUUUCAUUCAGCGGAGGAUCCGGCAGCGAAGCUUAGAAGCACAGGAAGUGCCCAAAUAUCGCUUUCGCAAGAGGGACAAAGUCAUGUUCUAUGGUCGAAAGAUCAUGCGUAAAGUGUCCCAGUCUACCUCUUCUCUGGUGGGUACAUCCUCCUCCUCUCGGCCACGCUUGAAAAAGAAGCAGAAGAUGCUCAACAUUGCCAAAAAGAUUUUGCACUUUAAAAAGGAGGUGCCCACCCUCCAGGCCAAGGAGCCACCUCCUUCAUUGUUGGAGGCAGAUCUUACAAAAUUUGAUGUGGCCAACUCCCACCUCCCUUCAGAGGUGCUUUACAUGCUGAAAAAUGUCCGUGUACUGGGUCACUUUGAGAAGCCCCUUUUCCUGGAGCUGUGCAAACACAUGGUGUUUCUGACCUUCCAGCAAGGAGAGUAUGUCUUCAGACCAGGCCAGCCUGACAGCAGCAUCUAUGUGGUUCAGGAUGGGAAACUUGACUUGUGCCUUACUGGAACGGAUGGAAAAGACAGUGUAGUGAAGGAGGUUUUCCCAGGAGACAGUGUUCACAGCCUCCUGAGCAUCCUGGAUGUCAUCACUGGCCAUCAGAGACCUUAUAAAACAGUGUCAGCACGUGCUGCAGAGGUUUCCACUGUUCUUCGUUUACCCGUUGAGGCCUUUCUGUCUAUUUUUGAGAAGUAUCCAGAGUCUCUAGUGCGAGUGGUCCAGAUUAUCAUGGUUCGUCUGCAAAGAGUAACAGUCCUAGCCCUGCACAACUACCUGGGACUCACCAAUGAGCUCUUCAGUCACGAAAUACAGCCAACACGUCUGCCACCUCAGUCACCCCACCCACCCCGCACUAGUCCAACCCGACAUGGUAAGCGCUUUGGCAGCCUAACAGUAUCUGAAGAGCAUCGAGAAGCUGCCAUUAAGGGUGAAGCUGCAGAAGGGGAACAAGGGAAGGAUGGAGGAACAGUACCAACCCUUAGCAGGACCAUCUCCAUGCCUGUGGACAUUUCUGGUAUACAGAAAAGCUUGAGAUCAGAUUUUGAUAUGGCAUAUGAAAGAGGACGGAUCUCUCUGUCAGCAGAGGAAGGAAACACUCCUCCUACCUUUACUCGGUCUGUAUCUCAGGACCAGAGGGAGAGAAGGGUAACAGUGGAUGAGGUUCCAUCUGGGAUCUACUUGUAUCCAGAAGAAGAGUCAGUUGUGGACAGUAUAUUUUUACCUGUAACCUGUCGAUCCAGUGCUGCUCUGUUUGAAGACGCUCAGAAAGAUGUCCUCAAACUCAUGAAUAUUGAGGAUCCAGCCUUGUUAAAUGGGAAAGUGACUCUGCACCACGCAAAAGCCGGAGCUAUUUUAGCCAGACAGGGAGACCAGGAUGUGAGCCUACACUUUGUCUUGUCUGGUUGUUUGCACGUCUACCAGCGUUUGAUCAACAAGCAGGAAGAGGUCUGCUUGUUUGUAACUCAGGCAGGCGGAAUGGUGGGUCAGCUUGCUGUGCUCACUGGAGAGCCCCUCAACUUUACCAUCAAGGCCCUCCGUGACUGUACUUACCUUAAGAUCUCAAAAUCAGACUUCUAUGAGAUCAUGAGGGUGCAGCCCAGCGUGGUUUUGAGUGCAGCCCACACCGUGGCCACUCGCAUGUCAUCUUUUGUCAGGCAGAUGGACUUUGCAAUUGAUUGGAUGGCUGUGGAGGCUGGCCGAGCCCUCUACAGACAGGAUGACAAAUCUGACUGCACUUACAUUAUCCUUAAUGGCCGACUGCGUUCAGUCAUCCGCAAGUCAAAUGGCAAGAAAGAGUUAGUUGGGGAGUAUGGCAGAGGAGACCUCAUUGGAGUGGUGGAGGCUUUGACCAAACAACCAAGAGCUACUACAGUCCAUGCUGUGAGAGACACAGAGUUGGUCAAACUGCCCGAGGGAACGCUCAACAACAUCAAACGACGAUAUCCCCAGGUGGUUACGAGGUUAAUCCACCUAUUGGGCCAAAAGAUUCUGGGAAACCUGCAACAGAGUCGGCCAUUCUCGGGUUCAGCCCUCAAACUUCCAAGUAUGACAGGCAGUGCUGAUGUGACCAACCCUGCUAGCAACCUCUCCACCGUGGCUGUCUUGCCUGUGUGUGAUGAGGUGCCGAUCAAUGCAUUCAACCUGGAGCUCAGCCAUGCUCUUAGUGCUAUCGGACCCACUCUGCUUUUAACAAGUGAUAUAAUCAGAGAGCGACUGGGUGCAUCUGCUUUGGACAGCAUCCACGAGUAUCGUCUGUCCGGCUGGCUGGCCCAGCAGGAGGACAUCAAUCGUAUUGUUCUGUAUCAGACUGACAACAGCAUGACCCCAUGGACUCAGCGCUGUAUCCGCCAGGCCGACUGCAUCCUGAUUGUGGGCCUGGGUGACCAGGAGCCUACGCUGGGAGAGCUGGAGCAGAUGCUGGAGAACACAGCAGUUCGGGCUCUGAAGCAACUGAUUCUAUUACACAGAGAGGAUGGUCCAGGCCCUUCCAGGACAGUGGAGUGGCUCAACAUGCGCAGCUGGUGCUCUGGGCAUCUACACCUCAAGUGUCCCCGCAGAGUCUUCUCCAGACGGAGUCCUACUAGACUGAGGGAAUUAUAUGAGAAAGUGUUUGAGAAAACGGCAGACAAACACAGCGACUUCUCUCGGCUGGCCCGAGUGCUGACUGGAAACAGCAUUGCUCUUGUGCUGGGAGGAGGUGGAGCCAGAGGCUGCUCUCAUGUGGGUGUCAUCAAAGCUAUGGAGGAAGCAGGAAUUCCAAUUGACAUUGUGGGCGGUACCUCGAUCGGAUCAUUCAUUGGUGCCCUGUAUGCUGAGGAGAGGAGUGCUGUUCGAACCAAACAGAGGGCCAGAGAGUGGUCUAAUGGAAUGAACUCAGUAUUUAAAACAGUCCUGGAUCUGACCUAUCCCAUCACCUCUAUGUUUUCUGGCUCUGCCUUCAACACCAGCAUCUAUAAAGUGUUCCAGGACAAGCAAGCUGAGGACCUGUGGCUGCCAUAUUUCAACGUCACAACUGACAUUACGGCCUCAGCUAUGCGUGUUCAUCAGGAUGGUUGCAUCUGGCGCUAUGUUAGAGCCAGCGCCUCCUACACUCCUUAUUUACCUCCCCUCUGCGACCCCAGGGAUGGUCACUUACUUGUGGAUGGUUGCUAUGUUAACAAUGUCCCAGGCUCUCUGUGGCGCUAUGUACGGGCGAGCAUGACCCUUUCUGGGUACCUGCCGCCUCUCUGUGACCCCAAAGAUGGCAACUUGCUAAUGGAUGGUGGCUACAUCAACAACCUGCCAGCGGACAUUGCAAGGAACAUGGGUGCCAAAACGGUCAUCGCCAUUGAUGUGGGCAGCCAGGAUGAGACGGACCUCUGUAACUAUGGUGACUGCCUGUCUGGCUGGUGGUUGUUGUGGAAACGGAUCAACCCAUGGGCAGAAAAAGUAAAGGUUCCUGACAUGGCAGAAAUCCAGUCUCGAUUAGCCUAUGUGUCCUGUGUGCGGCAGUUAGAGGUGGUGAAGAAGAGUGCCUACUGUGAGUACAUUAGACCACCCAUCGACCGCUUCAAGACCAUGGACUUCGGCAAGUUUGAUGAGAUCUUUGAUGUAGGUUACCAGCAUGGUAAGAUGGUGUUCAGUGAUUGGGCUGAAGGAGACAGCAUCAUGAAUAUGCUGAAGGACCACCGUUCAGCUGAUUACAACGACAGCAAGAAGACUGAUUCCUGCACAUGUCCAGGAGCUGAUUUCACUGACCUCGCAGAGAUUGUGUCCAGAAUAGAUCCAGUCCAAACCUACAUAGCUGCUGAAGCUGAGGAGUCAGACUGUCUGACAGAGUAUGAAGAAGAUGGGAUGGACAUAGUGAGAGAGGAGGAGGAGGGGGAGGAAGAGGAGGAAGAGGCAGAGGAGCCUGAGGACCACUCCCCUGGAGAAUGGGGCCAGAAUGGAGUUUUCCAAACUGAUGAAGAGAAAUCUGUGCGGCAACGAAGGAAACUCCCACAUGACACAUCUGAAGUGUCUGACUGCUGACAGAAGGUGCGCAGAAGGAUAGGAAACAAAGAACAAGGUCCAUAUCAUGGUUCCAUUGACUGCAGAGGCUACAGUGUUGCAGUCAGCUCCUGCAGUGUCUUAAACUCGCCCAUCAUCCAGUUUUUGAAUCUUCUUUGAACAAAUAUCUGACAUUUUCCUUCUUGCUGGCUUCACUUACCUGCAACAUGACAUGAUUCAUGUAUCUGUUUCACAACUUUAAAACAACAGAAAGUUGCAGACUUUGUAUCUUAUGUUUAAGAAUGUAUGUACAUCUUAAUUGUUUCAAUCCAUUGUUGACCAUUUCACCUUCCAUCAUCUGUGUGUGCAUGUGUGUACGCUUUGGUUUAGGAUGCUUGUUUUUGUUGUUUGUUUGUUUGCACAGAAUUAAAAAGCUGUGCUGAAAUGAAGAUGAUCUCUGAGCUGUCACAUUACUGACAUGUAAUGGCAAAAAAAAAAGAAACUAGAGAGCAAACAUCUGUGGCCUUGAUGGCCACCAGAACCAUGGGAAUGGCAACAAGGCUUUACAAAUAACAGUCUGUUUUUGUUUUAUAUUAUGUUCACUGUAAAUGUAAAAAAAAAUGCCAACAUGGCCCGGAAUAGAAGGUUUACUGGUCCUUGUCUGUACCAAGCAGAACCCAAGAUUUUAGAGCUCAUUAUGCAGUAAUUACUUAUGGAAUGUUUGCCGACCCACCUAACUCAGUAGGCGGGUUUCCAUUACCCCCAAAUUGCACAACUUGAAGUAGCGAAUUGAAAAUAUGCUUUAUGGAAACACAUGUAUUUCAAGAAAAUCCUAUCAGAUUGUUGGGAAGGUGUCGUGACACGGAUCCACAACAGGGGGCGUUAAUGAACGGACAAUGGAUAAGCCAAAAGUAACAAUUUAA
Thalassophryne amazonica is the source of this 5151-nucleotide messenger RNA. RefSeq names its product patatin-like phospholipase domain containing 6 (gene pnpla6). The record is from RefSeq and is a predicted model, not a curated record. The transcript has 37 exons. The coding region runs from base 107 to 4270 and encodes 1387 amino acids. Gene Ontology annotation, molecular function: phosphatidylcholine lysophospholipase A1 activity. Lineage: Eukaryota; Metazoa; Chordata; Actinopteri; Batrachoidiformes; Batrachoididae. Gene Ontology annotation, cellular component: endoplasmic reticulum. Gene Ontology annotation, biological process: phosphatidylcholine metabolic process.